Jaculus jaculus (lesser Egyptian jerboa) is the source of this 2688-nucleotide messenger RNA. RefSeq names its product testis expressed 11 (gene Tex11). The record is from RefSeq and is a predicted model, not a curated record. Bases 1 to 2688 code for a protein of 895 amino acids. NCBI's taxonomy places the organism in Eukaryota, Metazoa, Chordata, Mammalia, Rodentia, Dipodidae. Gene Ontology annotation, molecular function: protein binding. Gene Ontology annotation, biological process: meiotic cell cycle; reciprocal meiotic recombination; synaptonemal complex assembly. The transcript has 27 exons. Gene Ontology annotation, cellular component: central element.
AUGAUAGUUCACAGCAAUUUAUUGUCCAUUGUUACUUCAGAAGUUGUUGAAAACCUGGUUUUACAAGAUUAUUCGUCUGGAUUACAUGAUGUGAUUGAUAGACUCUUCAUGGAUAUAGCAAAUAUCAACAGGGCAUCUAUGGCUGAAAUGCAGGAUACUCAGAUUGAAGAAAUGGCGCAGAACCUGUGGAACUGGGCUGUUGCUCAGAGCACAUAUUCAUCUAUGAGUAAAAUGCAGACAACUAAAUUAUGUCAUGUUGCAUGCAAGCUGGGAUAUAUGUGUAAAUUCUCAGGUUCUUCUGAAGCUAUGCAAAGACAGAUUUUGAUGAAUAUGAAAACAGGAAAAAAUUGGUUAGAUCUUGGAAAUGUUUUGCUUGCUGAUGAGUUUUUUCACGCUUCCAUGGCUAGUUUGGAAAAAUUGUAUACCAGAUUAACACAGAGUUGUGACACUGAGGCCAAUUUGAAUUUUCAGAAGAUUACUGUGGAAAAGGGUGUCUUCCAAGUUCUUUCUUUUCAAGCAGAGUCAGCAUUUGCUCAAGGGGAUUUUGAAAGAGCAUCUACAUGUAUAUUUCGCUGCAAAGAUAUGUUGGUGAGAGUCCCUGAAAUGACACGAUAUCUCCAUGCACUCUGUUACAACCUUGGAAUAGAAGCCUACAAUCAGACAAAAGGCAGAGAAUGUUCUUUCUGGCUUAGCCAAAGCUAUGAAAUUGGUAAAAUGGAUAAGGAUAAUAUUGGAUCCGAAGUGCUGGCUAAAGUUCUGCGGUUAUUAGCCACUGUUUAUCUGGACUGGGAAGACAAAGAAUAUUAUAAUAAGGCCCUCGUUGCUAUACUUCUAGCAAACAAGGAACAUUUAGCCCCAGAAGGGCUUUUCUUAAAGAUGAGAAUCCUCUUAAAAUGCCAAACAUCUAAUGGAGAACUCCUUGAAGCUGCCAUGGAAAUACUACACUUUGAUAUGCCUUUAGAAUUUUGCCUGAUUGUUGCUAAAUUGCUGCUGGACAAUGAAAGAGAUUCUGUUGGAUUUUGUUUUCUGAGGAUCAUUUCUGAUCAUUUUAAGUUGUCAGAAGAUACUGGGAAAGCUCUAUUGUUCCAAAUUUACAUGCUUUUACAAAGGAAGCAAGAACAGCUUGCCAAAGAGAAGAUUGAAGAAGUCCUUAGAGGUCACCAAACAGGAAGUCUGCUGACAAGAAGUUCAGUGAUCUGGUUACACAACAUUCUGUGGGAAAAAGCUGCCAGAAGUUAUGAGGUACAAAAUUAUGCAGAUGCCCUACACUGGUAUGGUUAUUCUCUGAAGCUGUAUGGAUUGGAUCAAAUGCAUCUGGAUUUAGUCAAGCUGCAGAGGAACAUGGCUUCCUGCUACCUGAAUUUGAAACAACUCGAUAAGGCUAAAGAAGCAGUGACAGAAGCUGAACGACUGGAGCCUGCAAAUGUUUUCACCCAGUUUUAUGUAUUCAAGAUUGCAGUCUUGGAGGAAAACUCUGAUAGAGCUUUGCAGGCAAUCGAUACUUUAGGGGCAUUAUUAACUGAUGAAGAUCGCGACGAUAGUGACCUACUUGCAAGUGGAGGUUCACCUACCAUACUCCUAAAUUUAGCUACACAGUUUUCUCUAGAGCAUGGACAACAAACUGUAGCAGUAAGAAGCUUGGAAUAUUUAGCUCAAAUUUCAGAGGACCCACAAGAAAUACUUGGAGCUCUAAAGUGUCUGUUUCGAAUUCUUCUCCCACAAGUUUUUCAAAUGCCAGAAUCUGAAAAUAAAAUGAAAGAAAUGGAUAGACUUUUAUAUUACUUUAAUACAGCACUCCUGAAUUUCACUAAGCCUUUUAAGGAAGAACCUCCAACUUUGAAUUCCUGGAUAAAUGAAGCUCAUUGGUUUCGAAAAGUAGCUUGGAACUUGGCUGUACAAUCUAAGAAUUACUCGGUGAAAAUGAGAGACUUUUUUAUGAUUUCUUAUCAGAUGUCCCUUUUUUGUCCUCCUGAUCAAGUAAUACUGAUUUCACAGAAAACAUCCUUACUUAUAGCAAGUGCCAUUGAUAUAGAACAAGGGAGAAAAGCUGUAAAUCUUGAUGAAAAGAUGAAGUUCCUGAGCCAGGUGCUUGAGCAGACCCAGAAAUGCAAAACCAUCUGGAAUACCUUGAAAGAAACAGGAAGCCACUUAGAUGAUGGGUGUGAUACAUUGCUUCUGUUGUAUGAGUUUGAAGUUAAGACUAAAAUGAAUGAUCCAUCGCUGGACAGCUUCCUAGAGUCAGUGUGGGAGAAUCCCAAUUUAGAAAGUAAAACACUUGAGAUAAUGUCAAUACUAGCAAUGGAUAAGCCUGCACACCAUCCUGCUAUUGCUCAAAAGGCCUUGAAAAGGCUUCUGUUCAACACAAAGAAAAAACCAAUAGAUGUUUUGAAAUACAGUGCAUAUAUGCGCAAGUUGAUUGAUCUUUCGGUACCAGAUGGAGUAUCAGGCACAGAGAUCUGUCCCCUGGAAGAAGUGAGGGACCAUUUUGAACAUGUUUUGCGCUUCAUGUCCAACACUAAAGGCUACCCGGAAAAUGAGGUUCUCUGGCUAAUGAUUAAGGCCUGGAAUCUUGGAAUAUUAAUGUAUAACAGGAACAAGUAUGUGUCUGCUGAAAAAUGGUCUGACAUAGCACUGCGUUUCCUUGAACACCUUGGUUCUCUCAAGACAAAGUAUGCAGCUCAGGUAUGA